GAUUUUUAUUUUCGUGAAACGCCCUCUUCAUAGUUUUAGCCAAAAUUAUGAGCAAAUAUUUGCGAAGCUUUACAGCGAUAAUCGGAUCUUUGACAUUUUCCUUAUGUGAAGUCUUGAUGAAAUUUUGAAGUUCGUGAGAGAAACAGUUGUGCUUGACAUGGCGAAACCCGAUUUUCCAAGAGCUACACCAACACCUGCCAUCCCGCCCAGACCAGUAUCUGUUAAAGGGUUCGAUAAAGGACAGCUGUCUUUGAAGAGCAGUCCAUAUUCAUCAAACAACAAGUGUGUACUCAACCAGAAUGAUGUUAUCAACGGUCUUAACGUCCACUAUAAGAAGCUAGGUUCAGCCAAAUCUCGUAUUGAUUCUUCAUUGCCCAAGUCAUGGACAUCGAGUACAAUCAAAAAAGACCAGUUGAAGAGGCAAGCCAUGGACAAGCAGAGAAAGAAAUUACAAGGUCAGAAGAAAACAUCAUCCCGGCCUGCUUCUAGGAACACCACAGCAAUGAAUGACCCUGAUCUAGACUUGGAUGAGGAUCUUACAAAGUACGGAAUUUCUGAACAGCGUGGUCCUCGACAUGCUUCAAUGACUCCGCAGCCAUACCGCCCUCACAGUGCAUACUCAGACGCCAACAGGCCGCGCACCAGCCAAUCACAUCUCUACAAUACUUCAAACCAAUACAGAAACACUAAGAAUAAUGACAUGCAAGGAACAAUGACCUUGGAAUACCAGAGCCGAACGCCGAGGAAGGAGUCCGCGGACAUUUUAGAUAAGCGAGCCGAUAAGUUUACAGAGUCCAGGAAGCUGUUCACGCCUAGAACUUUAAAGACAACAGCAACAUCGAGACUUUCUCAGUCUAAGAAUUAUAAUGCACCUAAGAGGAAAGGGAGCACAAAAGGACCUAACGAUACCGGGAGAUCAGAGAGAGAACAACAGUGGGAUGAAAACAAUACAAGAACCCUGCAUUCAAGAGAGCAGCUUGAGGAGUUAGAAGAGCGUGACCGGCGAGAGAACGCCCGUCACCAGAGGGCCGAGGAUCACCUAAGAUGGGUGGAGGAGCAAGCGAUGAGGGUCCAAACCCUUGAACUGAACGAUGGAGAGGAGGAUGAGCUGAGACCAAUGUCGUCUAGUCUCAAGCCGUCCAGGAAAGGCACAAGACCUCCUCUAGGUGGAACCAAAGAUUUGAAUGUCAGCUAUGGCAAUCAGUCACUCAGGUCUGAGCUUGCUUCCAUGACGUACAGAACUCCAGAUCAAGUAUCAAAGAGAAUGCAAGAAGAGGAAGAAGAGUUGAGAUACCUUGAGUUUGUGACGGAUGUAACCAAUGAUGUCUUGAAUAGAGGUAUCUUCACUAACACAGUCCUCAAGCAGGUUUUUGAAUCACACAUAGACAAGAAUAAAGGCAGACUGGAUGAGGGAAGGAUGAGGCAUUUGAUGACACAGCUCAAAGAAGACCUAGCGAUUCCAUCUGCAGAUAGUACAGGUGAUGGGACGUGACCCUUGACCCUUGACCUAUGACCUCCAACAAACCAUUCAUGCAAUAUUACAUACCACUAUCUAUUUUCUUCUGAACAAUCAUCUGUCAGAUAACUGUCCAUAGAAUAUUAUCUAAAUGUUUUUUUAUGUGCAUGUACAUGUAACAUUUUGUUACAUCCAGUUAUAGCACUUGUAAAUUAUUUUAAGAUGUACGAGAUGGAAUAUUUUGUUGAUGGCCAGUUUCUCAAGAUGAAAUGCAAUGUGACUUAAUAAACCGCAGAGUAUGUAUGUUCAUUAACAUACUGGUUUAUUAAGAAGGUUAUGUUUGCUUGUGAAUUUUGCACAACUGCUCUUCAAAUUAUAUUAUUUGAGUCCAUGUAUCAAAAUACUAUCUUCAGGAAUACAAUUGGCUUGACAAAGUAUAUAUAGAGAUAGAAUUAUUUUUAUUCUGAAGCUGAAAGAUAGAAUGAAAGUGAUGAAUCGUAGUUGUUUUAAGAUAUUUAUAUUUCAUAUGACGGUACCAAUUGUGCAAGCAAACAUGAUUCUACGUGCCUGCCAUGCACCAAUGUCUUUCAAAUGUAAAAGUGUGAUUUAUACGCGAUGAAUGUGUAACAAUGUGCAAGAGUAUAUCUAAGAGAGAGAAAGAGAGAAACUUAAUAAAAUAAACAAUUUCAGGUUGAAUGUUUAUAGCUAGUUAGGUUUAAUUUGUUAAUGUUACUUUCUGAUGCUUCAAUUUAUGACAUGAUACAAAUUCAUUCCAAAUUAUUUUCUCCAGAAAAUAGUUAUACAGUAGUGAUGAGAGCUUUAGGCUCAGAUUUUCUUUGUACAUUUGCCAGAAAGACAGAAAAGUAAUGUGCAGUAUAGUUUUUAAAAAUAAUCAUAAUAUUUGUUCAAAAUAUAAAUGAUAAUUACUAUGAGAAAGUGAAAGUCUCAUACGGUUUAUCAACUUUGAGAAAAGGUUACUUUUUGCACAACCAUAAGAAGAUACAGUUAAAUGCACCUGUGAAUCUUGACUAAAUAUAGAGCUAUUUUUGUAAAGUAAUGAACUUGUAAAAGUGUCUUAAAUAUCAUAUGGUCUAUUUCCAGUGUUGGAUGUUAAUGUGAACUAGAAAUUAACACGUUUGAAUGAUUAUUUCAACUUCAGUACCGUUCAAAGUAAGCCAUGAAAGAGAUCAUUUGAUAACAGUAUUUAUCAAAUUUUAUCAUAGACUAAACAUAUUUUUCUAGGUGGCAAAUAUUUGUAAUAACCUUGGCAAGCUCUACAGUACUGCAGUUUUCCAACAAUAAUAAUUAAAAGUUUCACAGAAUUUCUAGAUUGUCAAAAAGGAUGGAGAAAAGGAAAAUUGAACAAGCAAACCAUUUAUUCUAAAUUUCAAACAAACUAAAAGAUUUGCAUUAAAUGACAGGAUUUUGGAGGGGGGUUAUACCUUUCCUACAUUAUUAGUAAAAUAAGAUAGAUUUGUGCACAACCACUUAUAUUUUGUAUUUGAUGUCAACAUUGUACCUUUGAUACCGUUUAAGACAAUGAGAUACCCAUGCUGCUGUUGUAAUCAUUGUGGGUACUGUAAUGCAAUAUUGAAAACGUAAGUGUAACUCCGUCCUGUGUUACCGCAAUAUGUAAAUUGUAAAGGGACUUUGCAGUGAGAUGCUCAACUCAAUUAUUAUUGGUUGUACAUGUAUAUGUGUGGUAAAAGAUCAUCAUCAUGUUAUAUCAUUCGUAAUUAGCACGUUAUGUUUGUGUGUGUGUGUGUAAAUGGCUUUGUUUACCUGAAUGUAUGAUUUUACAUUUUCCAUGAAUCUUUUACCCGUAUGUAUGGUGUUGUUCUUGGAAUAUUCCCAAAUGAUACCAUUUUGAGGGUUGAUGUGAUUUGAUUGCACUUAGCAAAAUGUGUUACUGUAAUCCUUCUUGAAAUCAGAACAAGCCUUGUCUGAUGUAUUGCAAUAGCCCCCUCUGUUGUUCAGUGCUUGUAUAUCCAAAGUAAAGAGAAAGCUUGGAAAAGGGAGAUCGGAAUAAUAUCAACUUACAUCGUUUUGAGGGUUGAUGUGAUUUGAUUGCACUCAGCUAAAUGUGUGAAUCCCUCUUGAAAUCAGAACAAGCAUUGUCUGAUUUAUUGCAAUAGCCCCCUCUCUUGUUCAGUGCUUGUAUAUCCAAAGUAAAGAGAAAGCUUUGAAGAGAGAAGGGGGGAGGGGGUGGUACAAUCAAUGGAAUCAAAGGAAUACAGAAUACCACAGGAGAGAACUUUCAGUAGAACUGAACAAAGGUUGAUAGAAAUAAUCAAAUGAUGGGGGGAAAUGAUAAAAUGGUAUAUGUAUGAAUUGAUUACUAGAAGUAUAGUUGCAGUACAGGUAAAUGUGAGAGAAUGGUGUACUUUUUGUUAUCUGAGUGAGUAGAUCAGCAAACAGAAUUUCAUCAUGCAGGGUUAUUUCACUAGCUAAAACCACCUUGAUUCUUGUGAUUUUGUAACUAUUGUUCUAAAACUUCAAAUUAUACAAGUCUGUUUAAACUGAGAGAACAUGAAUAUUCGAAUUGUGGAAAAGUUUGAUAUAUAAAAGCUGAGCAAAUGAUAUUCA
Strongylocentrotus purpuratus (purple sea urchin) is the source of this 4042-nucleotide messenger RNA. RefSeq names its product spermatogenesis-associated protein 7 homolog (gene spata7). The coding region runs from base 158 to 1492 and encodes 444 amino acids. The record is from RefSeq and is a predicted model, not a curated record. Gene Ontology annotation, cellular component: axoneme; ciliary basal body. Gene Ontology annotation, biological process: microtubule cytoskeleton organization. The transcript is spliced from 10 exons. Lineage: Eukaryota; Metazoa; Echinodermata; Echinoidea; Camarodonta; Strongylocentrotidae.